ACGGAGGUAAAAAGCUGUUGCACUACUAAUGCUAAACUGCUGUGUAGCUAGCCUUGCCGAUUGUUGCUGUCAGGGAAUUUCGUUUCUGCAUUGGUUAAAACUUUUUAAACCAGUGCACAGCUGAAUGAAUGUGACUGUGCGGCGUAUGUAUCACCGUUUCGUAAAAUCUAUAUGCGGUUGAGACGUUAAAAAUGAGAGAAAGAGCAUCUGUUUUGUGACUCAGCUCUUGUGUAGCAAUGGAGAAACCUUGGAGGCUGUGGGGGGCAAUGGAGCGUUGUACCCUCACUCUAGUCUCCUGGUCCUGGGGUGCCUGUCGAGUCUCCCUCUUAGCCCUCAUCCUCACCUUCCACCUAUAUGGAGGUUUUUUCCUCCUUGCUCUUAUCCUAGCAUCUGUGGCAGGUAUUCUCUACAAAUUUCAGGAUGUUCUCCUCUACUUUCCUGACCAGCCGUCCUCCUCUCGCCUUUACGUUCCAAUGCCAACGGGAAUCCCACAUGAGACUGUGUACAUCCGCACCAAAGAUGGGGUGAAGCUCAACCUCAUUCUGCUUCGUUACACAGGAGGAGACACGCCUCCUGGAGUCACAUCUGGCAAUCAAAGCAGCCCUGCUUCCUCUGCUCCACCUACAAUCCUUUAUUUCCAUGGUAAUGCAGGUAAUAUUGGUCACAGGGUGCCAAACGCCCUACUGAUGCUGGUCAAUCUGAAAGCAAAUGUGGUGCUGGUGGAUUACCGUGGCUAUGGAAAGAGCGAAGGAGAGCCCAGUGAGGAUGGGCUGUACCUGGAUGCUGAGGCCACAUUAGACUACAUAAUGACUCGCCCUGAUCUGGACAAGACAAAGGUUGUACUCUUUGGCCGCUCAUUAGGAGGUGCUGUGGCAGUACGUCUGGCUUCAGUCAACCCUCACCGUGUCGCAGCCAUUAUUGUUGAAAACACCUUCCUCAGCAUCCCCCACAUGGCAGCAACUCUCUUCUCCUUCUUGCCCAUGCGCUUGCUGCCCUUAUGGUGCUAUAGAAAUCAGUUCCUGUCCUAUCGACAGGUAGCGCAGUGCCGCAUGCCUUCACUGUUUGUGUCAGGUCUCUCAGACCAGCUCAUCCCACCAGUUAUGAUGAAACAACUGUAUGAGCUCUCUCCUGCACGGACUAAACGCCUGGCUAUCUUUCCAGAGGGCACGCACAAUGACACAUGGCAGUGUCAGGGCUACUUUGCUGCUUUGGAGCAGUUCAUGAAAGACCUGUUGAAGAGCCAUGCCCAUGAGGAGAGUGCUCAGCCCUCUGCUAGUGUCACCAUUAUCUGAUAAAACAGUCAGGACUGACUGUAACUAUGGGCUGGAUGGAGUGAUUGAUUGGAGGGACUUAAUUAAGUUUCGGAAAGAAUGUCAUUUUGUUUUUUUAAUUCUUUUGUUUUAUUUUAUUUCACUCUUUUUAUCUUUCUGUAAAUUUGAUAUGUUAAAAUAUUUUCACUAUUUCAAGGUUUUAAGCGGUGGUAACACUGCUCUGGAUUCUUUGGUGUUGCAGCGACGAAUGCAUGUAUUUAUGACCUUUUUGUGAAUGAAGCCUGAGCAUACGUGCCCACACCACAAGAUGUCAGAGCUACAGAAGAAAUUGCUGUUGAAAUCACUUAAAAUUAAUCCGAGAAUUUCUCAUAGUGUCUUGACAACUUAAGACACUAUGUAGUGUUUUAGUAAAAUUUGGUUACCACAAUAAUCAAAAUGACAAAUAUUAGCGUCUCAUUUUGUAAAUUAGAAUAAUAUGUGGGACUAUAUUGUAAAUAUUUCUUAAUACAUUGCACUUUUCUGUUUUCUGGAUUAACCAAGUUUUUGAUUAGGUAGACUAACAUCUCAUGAGCAAUACUCUGUAAAGGAUUAGGAUGUUUUAUUUAUUUUAUUUUUUCUUUUCUUCCCUUUUGGCAUCAAGGAUCACUGUCAUGCAUGUGCAGCAGCUUGGCAUAUGAUGACAUUCUACUGAUAAAUAUUUAUGUUCACCCUAGAGAAGUUUGUCUUCUGCAUUUUCAUUGAAACAUGUUUCAUAUUUGUAUUCAGCUCACAGGGAUGAUGAGGUCACAGACAAAAAAAGAUGACUUGUUUGACACUGCUUCUUAAAAAAAAUAAAUAAGAAAUUAUUUUCUGUCAAACUAUGCCUGUGUCAUUAAGAUUAGGAGAAGCUACAAGCUGUUUUCCCUGGUAUUGUUUCUUGCUGAAAUAAAACUAGCACACAGGAUACUAGUAAUCUAUGAAAUGGAUUUCAGUUGGGAUAGAAACUUGGAUGCUUGUAGUUUGGUGAAGCAUUUCUUUGGUUUGUUAUUCAGACAGGUUUGGGUUAAUUCAGGUCUGUCCUAGUAUAUUGCUUUAAUGCUACUAUGUUUACUGAAAGAGAUGUAAUCCUCUUGGCCCUACUGGUAAUUUGGAGAUGCAUUCACUAAAUAAAUCUUUUGCAGGUGAUCAGGGAUAAAAUAAACGGAUCUAAUUCUGUCCAAGAAAUAUUUCCAAGUUGUAUAUAAGAUGAAAUCAGUCUGAGGCAGAUGUGAAGAUAUAGUCGAAUGAGAAGAAACUGUUGACUAUUCCUGGCUACUGCAAAACAACAAGGAAGUGUAAUCUGGCAAAUUUCAGAAGGGGAAUUAAACUGAAUUUAGGAUGAAUUACUGGUCAGACUUUUUUUUUUUUUUUUUUUUCCCCCGAAAGAGAGGAAACCCAGUAGGGGAUAUCUAAUGAUCAGUACAUCUUUACAUUGACCAUUUCUCUUUUUUUUUUAACCUGCACAUACAAUGUAUGCAAGUGUGAGUUUUAAGUUAGCUGUCAAAAGUUUAAAUGAACCUGUCCAGAACUAGGAAUAAAGUGUUGGAAUUUUUA
Molecule: messenger RNA, 2843 nt
Organism: Melanotaenia boesemani (Boeseman's rainbowfish)
Lineage: Eukaryota; Metazoa; Chordata; Actinopteri; Atheriniformes; Melanotaeniidae
Gene: abhd13
Product: abhydrolase domain containing 13
Exons: 2
Coding region: 237-1292 (351 amino acids)
Cellular component (GO): membrane
Molecular function (GO): palmitoyl-(protein) hydrolase activity
Source: RefSeq, a predicted model, not a curated record